AUGCAACGGCUAGACAGCACACAAGAGAGAGAUGGUGUGACAUUACCGCAGGUGAAAAUUCCUGUGUAUGAAGGAAGAUACGAGACGUGGAGAACUUUCCACGAUUUGUUCACUAAAGUAAUACAUGAAAACGACCAGUUAUCAAAAGAAGAAAAAAUGCAGUACCUAAAAACUCAAGUAAGAGGGGAAGCCAACAGAAUGAUACAACACUUACACAUAUCCGAGGCCAACUACGAAGUGGCCUGGAACAUGUUUAAGGAAAGGUAUGAAAACCCGAGGAUGAUAUGGUUUAAACUAAUAGACAGGAUGCUGCUAGCGCAGGAAGUAAAGGGAGCUUCUGCUAGAGCACUGAAAUCGCUACAUUAUACCUUUCAUGAGUGUCUGGAAGCCAUCGGAGGACUAGGAACAGACACGGAAGCAUGGAGCUCAUUGAUAGCCCGAAUAAGCAUAACAAAAUGGGAUAAUGAGAAAAAAAGACUAUACGAAAACCACAUCGGAGACAGUAGAGAGAUACCGACUUACAAAUCGACACAAACAUUUAUACAGCAAAGAUUCCAAACACUGGAGCUGCUGGAAUCAGAAAAGAGAGAAGAGAAGCAAGGAGGAUCGGGUAGGAAAACACGAACAAACUGCUUGGUGUGCAACGAAGAUCACGGAGUAGCACACUGCAGAUAA
Diabrotica virgifera virgifera (western corn rootworm) is the source of this 675-nucleotide messenger RNA. RefSeq lists its product as uncharacterized. The coding region runs from base 1 to 675 and encodes 224 amino acids. The record is from RefSeq and is a predicted model, not a curated record. The transcript has a single exon. NCBI's taxonomy places the organism in Eukaryota, Metazoa, Arthropoda, Insecta, Coleoptera, Chrysomelidae.